AACCGAAGCAAUAAUACAAAAAAUACAACAGAAAAAAAGAAACUAUUGAAUUGAAUUGUAUAAAGCGAAUAUCGAGAACAAGAAUAUUAAACGCUUCUGCUGCUAUACGACAACAUAAAAAGAACAAAAAUUAACAAAACGCCAGCACUGUUUCGCUUUUCAUUCCCUUUGCCUGUCAUUCCAAACCAAGCAACACCAUCAGACUAAAAUCAAUAAUUUAGUUGUGUGGUUUUCGCGGCUUUUUGUGUUUUCUUUAAAAAACAAUCAAUACCCGAAGGUAACGUGUGUAGUAAAAUAACAAUUCACCUCAGUGUGCGUUUGCAUUCGUUGACGCUUGACAUAUUGAAUGGGCACAGAAACGAAGAGCAACAGUUACACAGGACAGAUUUCAACAAGUGGCGGCAACCCUAAAGUGAUGAAAGAUUCUUUAUCUUUAGUUCGUCAAGCGGUCAAACAGCAGCAAUCGAAUCAAAUCAAUUUGAAUUCAAAUUCGAACACCAAUCCGAAUCCGAACUCCAACUCCAACACCAACACCAACUCCAAUUCGAUAACAUAUUCAAGCGAACAACAACAACAGAACAACACGGGUGAUAUUGAUAUACGACCAGCCAAGCAGGAGGAUAAUAACACACGAAGCAUAGCGAAAGAUACGGUUGUGCCAUUCGUGCCGAUAUUUGUGGAAGAAGCCGAUGUUAUACAAGGUGCUAAGGAUAUACUGAAAGUAAUACGACCUAAUUGGGACCUCAAUCACGUUGACUUUAAGAAAUUUACAGAUGGCAUAACAAAUAAGCUAGUCGGCUGUUUUCACAAUUGCUCCAAAUUGGGCAACGACAAUGACGAAUCCUAUUUAUCAAUCAAUAAUGCGACGAGAAUUUUGCCAGUCCAAUCGGAGGAUCCGGUUAUCCUAUCCGAUGAAUUUACGACAAUUGAUGGCGAGACAACGGAGCAACAAAAUGAUCUACAAUUACCUAUACAAUACUCCGAUAACGUAGUGCUUGUCCGAGUUUAUGGUAAUAAAACGGACCUACUGAUCGAUCGGAAAGCUGAAACGCAAAAUUUUCAAUUACUGCACACGUACGGCUUGGCGCCAUCCCUCUAUGCGACAUUCAAAAAUGGGCUCGUCUACGAAUAUGUACCUGGCAUUACCUUAAAUACAGAAAGUGUGCUAUGCCCAGAUAUUUGGCCACUGGUCGCUCGCCGCAUGGCCGAGAUGCAUCGUGUGGUUAGGAAGACGAAUGUGGAUGGCAAACCGACGCCAAUGAUAUGGAAGAAGACGCAAAGCUUUCUGGACUUAGUACCUGAACGAUUUAGUGAUGCUGAAAAACACAAAAGAGUGAAAGGAACAUUUUUACCUAUCGGACGACUGCGUGAGGAGUUCAAUAACUUGUACAAAUACUUGGAGGCACUAGAGAGUCCAAUUGUUUUCUCACACAACGACCUGUUAUUGGGCAAUGUCGUCUAUACGAAAUCAAAGAAUGCUGUUAACUUUAUCGACUACGAGUACGCCGAUUACAAUUUCCAGGCCUUCGAUAUUGGCAAUCAUUUUGCGGAAAUGUGCGGCGUCGAUGAGGUCGACUAUACGCGUUAUCCGAAACGCGAGUUUCAGCUCGAAUGGCUGCGCGUCUAUCUCGAGUGCUAUCUGCAGCGGAAUAAUAUCCAAAAUGAAGAGGUCGAACGGCUCUAUGUCCAAGUGAAUCAAUUCGCCUUGGCUGCCCACAUUUUCUGGACAGUUUGGUCUCUACUACAAGCUGAGCAUUCCACAAUUGACUUUGAUUAUGUUGGCUAUGCAUUUCUUCGUUACAAUGAAUAUUUGGCUCGCAAGGAUGAGUUCUUAUCGUUGACUGCAUCAAAGAACAAUAAAUGAUUUUUUCCCAGCAAUAUGCAAAUAAUAAUA
Messenger RNA from Drosophila arizonae, 1894 nucleotides. RefSeq names its product ethanolamine kinase 1 (gene eas). Gene Ontology annotation, biological process: phosphatidylethanolamine biosynthetic process. Gene Ontology annotation, molecular function: ethanolamine kinase activity. Gene Ontology annotation, cellular component: cytoplasm. The record is from RefSeq and is a predicted model, not a curated record. NCBI's taxonomy places the organism in Eukaryota, Metazoa, Arthropoda, Insecta, Diptera, Drosophilidae.